Molecule: messenger RNA, 3514 nt
Organism: Gordionus sp. m RMFG-2023
Lineage: Eukaryota; Metazoa; Nematomorpha; Gordioida; Chordodea; Parachordodidae
Product: SWI/SNF-related matrix-associated actin-dependent regulator of chromatin subfamily A member 5-like
Exons: 24
Coding region: 52-3426 (1124 amino acids)
Biological process (GO): regulation of transcription by RNA polymerase II; nucleosome organization
Cellular component (GO): chromatin; nucleus
Molecular function (GO): ATP hydrolysis activity; ATP-dependent chromatin remodeler activity; DNA binding
Source: RefSeq, a predicted model, not a curated record
UUUUAACCCGCCUAUAAAACUUCUAAAAUUUUCCAACGAUCAAACAUCAUCAUGGACUUACAAGAAGAUACGAAAAUUGAAAAUAUUGAAGUUGAAUUAUCUGCUGAAAUUGAUAUUGAAGGUUCCAAUAUUGGAAAUGGACUGGAAAUUGAAAAAAUAAAGGCUGAUACAUCUGAAAAUUAUGAUAUAAACGAAAAUCAUUUUGAGAAUUCUUUGAGAGAUGAUGGUGAUAAAAAGGAUUAUGUAUCACAAAUAGAUGAAGCUACAGAACAAACUAAGGAUGCUAAUCCUAGUACUGGCAAAAAUAAAAAAGAAAAUUUUGAAGAAAUAUUAGAAGUUGAUCGUGCAAAAAGAUUUGGGUAUUUGUUAAAACAAACUGAAAUAUUUUCCCACUUUAUCACCAUGGGUGGUGAAUUUAGUACUCAAGUUUCGCCAAUAAAAAUUAAACCAGGAAGAAUAAAAGGACCGGGAACCAAAGUUACCGAAAAGGCAAAAUUAUCUGCCAUUGGGGAUCAUAGGCAUCGAAUGACCGAACAAGAAGAAGAUGAGGAACUCUUAUCAGAAACAAAAAAAUCACAAAAAUCAAUUGUUACACGUUUUGAGGCAUCCCCUUCAUAUGUAAAAAAUGGCGAAAUGAGGGAUUAUCAAGUCCGCGGGCUCAAUUGGAUGAUAUCACUUUACGAAAAUGGUAUCAACGGAAUAUUAGCCGAUGAAAUGGGGUUGGGUAAAACUCUUCAAACCAUAGCCCUUCUGGGGUACAUGAAGCAUUAUCGGAAUCACGCUGGGCCCAACCUGGUUAUAGCCCCCAAAUCUACCCUCAACAAUUGGAAAUGCGAAUUCGAACGGUGGGUGCCCUCGUUGAAAGCCGUCCUACUCAUCGGUGAUAAAGAGACCAGGGAUGACCUUAUUAAAAAUGAAAUCCUGAAUGGCGAGUGGGACGUGCUUAUCACCUCGUACGAAAUGGUGAUCAAGGAGAAAGCGAUCAUGAAGCGCUUCAAUUGGAAAUAUCUUGUCAUAGAUGAAGCCCACCGUAUCAAAAACGAAAAAUCGAAGCUUUCUGAUAUAGUCAGAGGUUUCAAAUCCGCCAACCGUUUACUUCUGACGGGGACGCCCCUUCAAAAUAACUUACAUGAGCUGUGGGCACUGUUGAAUUUCUUGCUACCUGACGUUUUUGAUUCAAGUGAAGAUUUUGAUUCUUGGUUCGAUACAACCUCCUGCUUUGGUGAUUCAGCUCUGGUCGAAAGAUUACACGCUGUUUUGAAGCCUUUCUUAUUACGAAGGCUCAAGUCAGAAGUCGAAAAAAAAUUGCCACCCAAAAAAGAAAGCAAAAUUUUUAUAGGUCUCAGUAAAAUGCAGAGGGAUUGGUAUACCAAAAUCCUGAUGAAAGACAUAGACAUAGUCAAUGGAGCGGGUAAGUCGGACAAAAUGAGACUCUUGAAUAUCCUCAUGCAACUUCGCAAAUGCGCUAACCAUCCCUACUUAUUCGACGGAGCUGAGCCUGGUCCGCCAUACACGACAGAAGAACAUUUGGUUUAUAACAGUGGUAAAAUGGUGGUCUUGGAUAAAUUAUUGCCUAAAUUGCGAGCCGAAGGUUCUCGCGUUCUCAUAUUCAGUCAGAUGACGAGAAUGUUGGACAUUUUGGAAGAUUAUUGCUACUGGAAGGGUUAUCAAUACUGCCGCUUGGAUGGGAACACCCCUCACGAGGACAGAGCAGCUUCUAUAACGGAGUUCAAUCGGCCAGACAGCCCCAAAUUUCUCUUUAUGUUGAGCACCAGAGCCGGAGGGCUUGGCAUCAAUCUGGCCUCAGCUAAUGUCGUCAUCUUGUUCGAUUCCGAUUGGAAUCCUCAAGUCGAUUUACAGGCUAUGGAUCGGGCUCACAGAAUCGGGCAACUCAAGCAAGUUAGCGUUUUCAGGUUCAUCCUAGAAAACACUGUCGAAGAGAGGAUAGUUGAAAGGGCCGAAAUGAAAUUGAGGCUCGACAAUAUCGUCAUUCAACAAGGCCGAUUGGUGGAACAGAAAAACGCUCUUAACAAAGACGAAAUGCUGGGAAUGAUCCGGCACGGGGCCAGCCAUAUAUUCGCCUCCAAGGAAGGCGAUAUAACUGAGGAAGACAUCGAUAUCAUAUUAGCCAAAGGCCAAAGAAAGACCGAGGAGAUAAAUGCGAAGUUGGCUACAAUGGGGGAGAGUUCGCUCCGAAAUUUUACACUUGACGCUCCGCCACCAUCAUCUACCGCCUUGACGGCAUCGGCGACUGCUUUUGAUGGAGAUCCCGCUACGGACAGUGUUUACCGCUUUGAAGGGCGCGAUUACCGCGAAAAACAGAGCCACGGAACUCUUGGACCCCUAGGCUGGAUCGAACCUCCUAAAAGAGAAAGGAAGGCUAACUACGCUGUCGAUGCAUACUUUAGAGAGGCCCUAAGGGUGGGCGAACCAAAAGCGCCGAAGGCUCCUCGACCCCCUAAGCAACCCAAUGUGCAGGAUUUCCAAUUUUUCCCGGCCCGCCUCUUUGAACUGCUUGACAAGGAGAUAUACUCCUACCGUCACUCCAUCGGCUACAGGGUCCCCAAAGAUGCCGCCACCUUAUUAUUAACUACUACAUCCACUGGAACCGUACCCACCGCCGCCCUCGAACGUCUCCGUGCCGCCGAGCAAGCCAAGGUUGAUACUGCCCUUCCACUUACGGAGGCGGAGACCGUUGAGAAAGAUAAACUUUUAGCUACGAAAGGUUUUACCGGAUGGACCAAACGUGAUUUCAACCAGUUUGUGAAGGCUAACGAGAAGUGGGGCAGAGAUGACCUAGAGAAUAUAUCCCGCGAUGUGGAGGGUAAAACUCCGGAAGAAGUGAUGAAAUAUGCCGCAGUGUUUUGGGAUAGAUGCAACGAGCUCCAAGAUAUCGAAAAGAUUAUGGCACAAAUCGAGAAAGGGGAAGCCAGGAUUCAACGGAGAAUCUCUAUCAAAAAGGCCCUUGACGCUAAAAUGUCACGUUACAAGGCUCCCUUCCACCAACUUCGUAUUUGUUAUGGUACCAACAAGGGAAAGAAUUACACCGAAGAGGAGGACCGAUUUUUGGUUUGCAUGUUGCAUAAGUUGGGGUUCGACCGAGAAAAUGUGUAUGACGAAUUACGCACCUGUGCCCGCAACGCGCCUCAAUUCAGAUUCGAUUGGUUCCUCAAAUCCAGGACUUCCACCGAAUUACAAAGACGCUGCAACACCCUUAUUACUCUCAUUGAAAGGGAAAAUUUGGAGCUUGAAGAAAGAGAGAAAUCGGACAGGAAAAAACGCGGACCAAAGCCAUCCCUAGCUACUCCUACUCAGGGAAGUGUGCAAAAGAACACUGCAAAAAGGAAAGUAGAAACGACACCUACAUUGGCCGCAACACCUAUCAACUCCACCCUCAAUAAGAAUAGCAGUAAAAAGCGGAAAUGACACAUUCUUUUAUUAAUUAUUUUUGAAAAAAUCUGUUUAUUAUAAUUGUUUUCAUAUUAAAUUAUAAAUAUAACGUAAUAAUUAUUAU